UUCUAGGGACCUCUGAGGGAAAAAAGAACGUUCUUGACUGAGCCUGCAGAGAUAUGUCUAAAGCAGGGGCCUGCCAGUGUGCCUUGGGCUUGCGGGCAGGGAGAAGCUUCACCUGCUCUCGAGAUCAUUCCUAGCCUCGGUCUGGUGGAGGCCUCUUUUCCCUGCAACCAGCUGACCCUUGGUGGAUCAGAGGGAUUGUAAAAGGAUCUGGUAGCUGGUUUUGCUGUGUGUUCCAGGGAGGGUGGCUUGAUGUCUUCAAGCCCUUUAGAAUCUCUCGCUUCCAAGAAAACUACUAAGAUGCUAAUUAUAGCCUCACGUGCCUUUUUAUUAAAGUGCUUCCCCCAAGGACUGGAGUCUGGGCCAGCUUUGCUGGUCUGAUAGGGUCCCCAGACUCAUGUGACAGCCUUGAAAUACUAUCAGGACUAGCAGGAUUGAGACUUCUCCCGCUUCAGAUUGCCCAGGGAAGGAGAGGGGGCACGUUUUCUCAGUUUUCUCCCUGUGGUGGGCACACCCCAUCCCUUUUCCAUGCUCAUAUUCAAGGGACGGCCAACCACAUAUGGCCGCCCAGCUGGAGUGCUCUCUAGGCCCGAUGCCUGAAAGUCAGGGGCCCUGGGCAGCCAGACGGGCAUCAAAGUUUCCAGCUGGGAGCCGGGAGGGGUCGUGUUCUGUCUGGAAAUGUGGGAAGGAGUGGUAGCAGGGAAUGGGUGGGAGGCGGGCUGUGCUGUGUGCCCUCAGUUGGCCGGGCGCAGGGUGAGGCUGCGAGCAGGAAGGAGGCUGGGCGCUGGGAGCUGGGAGUUAGGUCCUGCCGCCAUUGGAGCCAUGAGCACACGGGGUCCCAGCCCCCUCGCCUUCCUCACCACCCCUGUCACUCCCGGCGGCCCCACAGAAGCAGCUGACCCCCUCCCGGCACUACUCGCCCUGGCCUGCAUCUUCCUUCUGCUGGCCAGCUGUCUGCUCUUCAUGACCCUCUGCAAACCGGCCGCUCUGGACCCGAGCCGCAGGGCUCGGGAGUGCAUGCCCCAUCACCCCGGGAGCCCCAGCGAGCCCCAGCUCAGGCUCUGGAAGCGCCUGGGCUCUCUGCGCCGCUCCCUGCACAGCUUCCGCAGAGGCAGGCCUGCUCCCAGACGCCCCCUGCCGGGCUGCGAGGACAACCUCGACUGUGACUGCACGGAAUCUACCAAGAUGUGAUGGGGCAUCCCCACCACCCAGGACCCACCAGAGGUCCUCCUGCCGUGGACACGGCCUGGAACCAGGGACUGCAGAAGGACCUGGGCCACACGCUCAGCCACAGUGGUCCCCUGUGCGCCCAGGCCUGUGGCCUUUCCCAGAGACAGCCCCUGGAGGAAAGCCUUCCUCUCUGCCGACUCUGCAGCUGCUGCCUGCUGAAAGACUGCUGGGCCAACAGCGGGGUACCUGCAGCCAUCUGACCCUCGGCCCCAGCUCCAGAGGGUACAACCUGGGACCCCCAGCACUCUUCUCUGGCAACCAGGCACCAACCACCUCCAGGAAGCAGUGCCCCUGCUUCCCAACAGAAGUCCUGCCCACCUUCCAGGUGCCACAGUCCAGCAUGGAUUCCAGUUUGAGUUGCCGAAUGGCCAAAGGUUCCCUCCAGCCAGACGAAAUACUCCGUCCACACGGGGGGCAAGGAACUGUCUUGCCCUCUGUGCCAACUCAGUGCCAGAGGAAGAGGCAAGCCAGGGACUUCUCGCCUUGAAAUCUUGGGACCUACCAGCAUUCACCUAAUAAUCCCUGGGAGCAGCCAGCACCCCUGUGGGUCAGAUGCCCGUGUGCCUGCUGGGAGGAGGGCGAGCAGGAGGCUCUCAACCCUGCCUAGCCAGUCACCCUCCUGGCAGCCAUCUUGGUGGCCCCCCUUCAAGGCGCCCAUGUCACAAUGGACCAGGAAGGGGCUGAGAAUGGGUUAAAGAGCUCCUUGUGAGGCCAAGGAGCUGUGCUGUGUCAAAGCGGUGGGAGGCAUUGCCAGAAGCCAGAGGUGAUGCCACCUGGGCUCCGAGGACACAUCACAGCGUUCCUGCCUCGGCCAGGGCAGGAGGCCUCCUCCUUUUUGGGUAGGAGGGUUCAGACCUCUCCGGGACAACUGUGGGACCUCAGGUCCGGACCACACUAGGGAUGCUAUCUGAGUUUUUGGCAGUUGUGCCAUUGACUGGCUAUCUGUCAAAGCAAUCCUACCCUAGAGUGGGCUUCUCGGAAUUCCAAACCCCCAACUCUCCCCACAGGGUGCGGCUGUGCACUCGGGGUCCCAAAUCUGGAGAGUGGACGGAGGGGGUCUGAGCUGCCUGGUUCCUGCCACCUGUGUCCUGCUGCAGGGCUGCCGGGACCCACCUUGCAGUGACUCCCAAUGCAGCCAGCCAGGUCUUCUCAGGAAGUGAGCUCCAGCUUUGCCACCCCCCAGCUCCAACACCAUCACUGGUUUCCAACCGCUGGCUAGAUAAAGCCACGGCUCCUUAGUGUGGUGAUCGGCGUCCCCCGGGAGCUGGCUUCAAACUACCUUUCUAGCCUCACCUCGACCCGAGACUCCAGACAAACUGAACCACCUGUCCCCAGGCCAUGGCUUACGCUUCCCAAGGCACCCCCUCCGGGAAGCCCUCUUUGCUCUCCAGCGGAAAGCCACUUUCUGCCUAGAACCACUCCUGCUCCUCACAUCCCUCAGAGAAAGGAUCACUUCUUCCUGGCAUUGGGGGCGAUCCACAUCUAUGUGUCCUCCCUACAAGCCCGGAAGCUUGCAGAGAGCAAGACCAUGUCCAAACCUUCACGUUGCUUCACUGACUCCAGGCACAGAAGUAGGACGCCUCUGUUUCCCGGGUGAAGGAUGGCCCCGUCUGGGUGUAUCCCAACCCCCCAAAGUUUAAGGAGCCCUGGGGAGGUGGGGGGAAGCCAUCUUCUCCCCGAGACAGAAGCUUUCUCUCCAGCAUGUUGGUGAGGCCCUCUGUACCUUCCUUCCAGGUCAGUUUGACACCAGAGAGUGAGGCCAACUUGGCCAGAAACUUCCAAGGCCUUGGAGAAGUCGCUAAGGCCCGAAUUUCUCCCUGAGAAACGGGGAGAAUCAGGGCUGCCCUGUAUUACUCACGGGCUCUAGAAUUUCAGGCUGUGCAGUGUUGUGUAAAUAGAAACCCAUUCUUCAGGUUUAGAAAGUGGGCCAGGCCUCCUCCCACAGGGGUUUGUUACCCUCUCCCUUCCAGCUUGUGAACUUCUUCCUGGCUCCCUUCCCAGGGCCUCCCUGAGACAUCCCAGGAUGCACUUGGCCUACAGUCACUGGUGUCAUGCCCAGGCCAGCAUCCUGCUCGGUCCUAGGUGUUCUCUUCCUGGAGACCAGGGGGUAAGGCUGCCCUGAGGCCUGAGGAGAAGGAAUAGCUGGGGAUGGAAAGGGAGGGCGGGAGGUGGGGGGCCCACAAAGCUCUGGCCGCACCUCUAGGCAUGUCCUCAGUUUGGUCCUGGGAGACUGUCAGUGAGUGGGGUGGCAGGUAUUAGGCUAGAGGAGAAGCUGAGGCCAGAGGAAGAAAACCUCCCCGUUCCUCCUUCUGGAACCACCCCCAGACUCUUGCAAAUCCCUGUGGCUUCCUGGACUCUCUAGGAGUCAGCACCCUGCUCCCAGCCCAUUUCCUGCCUUCCUCCCGCCCCGAUGCAGGGAGGUGGAUCCACGUCCAGCCCCUUCUGAUCCUGGAUCCUGGGAGUCUGCCCUGGCGGACAGGCCCAGAUUUGCUGUGUUUGGCUCAGCCCCGGCCUCCCACCGCAUCCAGCAACGGAGGCCUCCAGGGGGAGGUGGGGGAGGGGACCUAAGCCUCAUUUUCAGGUCCUCCCCUUUCUCCUCUGAGCCUCAGAGCUGUCCUGCACCCUGGGCAAAGGAACUCUUUCUUCUUGUGCCUGUUUACUUCCUAAGAGGAGAGCUUUGGCCAAGGGCCCCGUGAAAGCCGCUCUGUUCUGGGCCUAGCUGGGCCCUGCCUCUUCCCCCUCACCUCCUACCGGGAAAAUGUGACAGCUCCAUCCACUUGCUGUUCCAAAAAGCCCUCUGGGUGAGGUGGGGGAAGAGGAGAGGGCUGUGGGGGAAGGGAGGGAGGCAAGGCCUUCCUUCUGUUUUGCGGGGAACCAGGGUGCUGUCUCAGGCCACAGAAACUAAAGGCCUACCAUCCCCAGAAGGGAGGAGGGUGCCUGGCUCCCUCUUUCCCCACUGCCUACUGGAUACUUCCGGAGCAGCAGCGGGACCCUCUUCUGUUUCCAUCCCUCCACGUGGCAGCCAUGCCUGCCCCCAGCCCACCAACAGCCCCAAGGGGCCAUGGCCACCUGCCUGCACGAUGCUGUGUCCCUCAGGGAUGUCCUCGGGGACGCUGGCCUCAUAGCUGCUCUGCAGAAAGAUGGGCCGGUUGUCGUUCACAUCCAGGACGGUGACAAACACGGUGGCCGUCCCCGUGCGCCGCUUACCUACAGGGCCGUUGUCUGUGGGAGUUGAAGGAAGAUGGGCUGUUAGUGGCUGCCUGAGGGACAGAUUUCCCUGGGCACGUGUCCUGUUCAUCCCACCCGCUCUGGCCGUCGCAAGGGGUGGGUUGUUUUUUUUUUUCCCUUUUUUUAGAUUAAGAAUAACACUAACAAUAUCUAACCUGUCCCAGGUGCUACUCUAACUCAUGCAGCCCUCAGGAGAAGCAUGUGAAGUAGGUGCUGUUAUUAUUAUUCCCAUUUUACAGAGGAGGUAACGGAGGCACGAAGUGCUUCAGUCGUGGCCCCCGGAAGAUCUACCCGCGUCAGAUCCCUGGGAACUUGUGAAUGUCAACUUAUUAGGAAAAAGUGUCUUUGAAGAUGUAAUUAAGAGUCUUGAGAUGAGGUAUCCUCGACUGCCUGGGUGGGCCACGGGCCCAAUGGCAAAGGUUCUUAAAAGAAAAAGGCGGAGGGAGGCCUGAAUCGAAGAGAAGGCCAGGUUAGGUCGGAGGCAGAGAUCGGAGUUUUGCAGCCACGAACCAAGGAUUAUUUAGAGCCACCAGAAACGCUUAGAGUCAAGGAAGGAUGCCCCUCUAGAGCCUUCAGAAGGGAAUGCAGGCCUGCAGACACCUUAAUUUUGAACUUCUGGCCUCCAGCGCCAUGAGAAAAUAAAUCUCUACUCUUUUAAGCUA
Neofelis nebulosa (Clouded leopard) is the source of this 5117-nucleotide messenger RNA. It is a transcript of the gene C13H10orf105, whose product is annotated as chromosome 13 C10orf105 homolog. The record is from RefSeq and is a predicted model, not a curated record. The transcript has 2 exons. Lineage: Eukaryota; Metazoa; Chordata; Mammalia; Carnivora; Felidae. Bases 676 to 1188 code for a protein of 170 amino acids.